Messenger RNA from Triplophysa dalaica, 4008 nucleotides. It is a transcript of the gene cacnb3b, whose product is annotated as calcium channel, voltage-dependent, beta 3b. The record is from RefSeq and is a predicted model, not a curated record. Gene Ontology annotation, cellular component: voltage-gated calcium channel complex. Bases 253 to 1425 code for a protein of 390 amino acids. NCBI's taxonomy places the organism in Eukaryota, Metazoa, Chordata, Actinopteri, Cypriniformes, Nemacheilidae. Gene Ontology annotation, biological process: chemical synaptic transmission; neuromuscular junction development; regulation of voltage-gated calcium channel activity. The transcript has 14 exons. Gene Ontology annotation, molecular function: protein binding; high voltage-gated calcium channel activity.
UGGAGCCUGAUUGAAUGUGAGUGCAGGCGGAAGAAAAGCAGCAGCGGCAGAGUUUGGAUGGGGUGGGGGGUGUUUGCUCUCAGCGAGCUGAACUCGACUGCUGCAGUCGAGGCAUCAAUUUUGUAUAGGCGCUGAGUGCAGUAAGUUGGCUAUCAUACGGGGAGUCUUCCCGUUACUGUUGAUCAUGGGGAGCACCUCGCGUCUCGCUCGGCCGCAGAGUGAUGCGCGGGGAUAUGCGCGGUGUCUAUAGGCAUGUCCGCGUCCGAUUCAAGCGCAGCGCUGCUCAGCUGCAAGAGUUCAGCUGAUUCCUACACGAGCAGGCCAUCUGAUUCCGACCUGUCCCUGGAGGAGGACAAGGAGGCGUCUCGGCGUGAAGCCGAGCGCCAGGUCCUGCUCCAGCUCGAGAGAGCCAAGACCAAACCUGUGGCAUUUGCAGUCAGAACCAAUGUCAACUACUGUGGGGCUCUGGACGAGGACUGUCCGGUUCAGGGUGCCGCCAUCAACUUUGAAACCAAAGAUUUUCUACAUAUAAAAGAGAAGUACAAUAAUGACUGGUGGAUUGGGAGGCUGGUAAAGGAAGGAGCAGAUAUUGCUUUCAUUCCCAGUCCUGUUAAACUGGAGGCCAUGCGCAUCAAACAGGAACAGAAAGCAGCUCAGAGAAAAGCAGGAGGCAAUGCAUCAUCUGGGAGCUGGAGAUCUACACCUCCUUCUGCAGCCAAACAGAAGCAAAAGCAGACGGAGCAUGUUCCCCCCUAUGAUGUUGUUCCAUCAAUGAGGCCUGUUGUUCUGGUGGGUCCCUCACUGAAAGGCUAUGAGGUAACCGAUAUGAUGCAGAAAGCGUUGUUUGACUUCCUGAAGCACAGGUUUGAUGGGAGGAUCUCUAUCACACGCGUAACGGCAGAUCUGUCUCUGGCCAAGCGAUCUGUAUUGAAUAAGAAAGCUAUUAUGGAAAGGUCCAACACGCGAUCCAGUCUGGCGGAGGUGCAGAGUGAGAUAGAGAGAAUAUUUGAGCUGGCUAAAAGCCUGCAGCUGGUGGUCCUGGAUGCAGAUACAAUUAACCACCCCGCACAGCUUCUCAAGACCUCACUCGCUCCCAUUGUAGUAUAUGUGAAAGUGUCUUCUCCAAAGGUCCUUCAAAGACUCAUUAAAUCCAGAGGGAAAUCUCAAAGCAAACAUCUCAACGUACAAAUGAUGGCAGGAGAUAAACUCGUGCAGUGCCCACCAGAAAUGUUUGACGUCAUUCUGGAUGAGAAUCAGUUAGAAGACGCUUGUGAACACUUAGCUGAAUAUUUGGAAAUAUACUGGCGGGCCACUCACCUUCCAGGUUCCGCCCCUAUGAACCCUGUGGUGGAGCAAAAUGUGGUAACCCCGCCGUCAGCCAACUCCAGCCAACAGUUCUCAGAGACGCAGGAACUAAUUGAAUGAGCACUACCACGAAUAACGGGCACCUAACCCAUGAUGAUCUCUUCCUCCACGUCAUGAUUCUUACAGAGUGGUCUGAGUAAAACAAAACAUUCGGGAAAGACCCCCAGAAUAUUCCUCUAAGGCCAGCCACUCACUGCCCCAGAAUGAUAUGAGGGCUCAAAGCAGCUGCCCACCGAUUAGAAAGAAGAGGAGUGGACGGAUGGAGAUAAAGAUGAGCGCUUGCGAGGAAUUGGACCAAUCCCAGCCUCACUGUGAGGUCACGCCCCCUUUCCCUGCACUAACACGCGUGUCGUCCUCAACAUCUCAGGACCACUCUGCUGCAGGCCUUCAGCCGACACACACUAAUAAAAUUUCUCAGAUACACACGCUCGACUGAUCUGAUGUACAGAUGGGUUAUGAUGAGAUGCCGUGUUGUGCUGUUAGACAGUUUGCACGGUACAACCAUCUUAAAAUGAAUCCCCUAAUAAGCAACGGUGCUGGCCACACACAAUAAGAAAGCUCACCUUUAAACUGCGUAUUAAUGGGGUCAGAUUAACCUGAAAGCAUCCUUAAUGUGCAGGGCUUCCUUAAGACCGAUUAGUCAAUGAGUUAUUUAUGGUAGACCAUCGAGAGAUGAUUUUUAGUAUUGCACACUGAAACCCACAGCGAGAUAAACGGUGUUCUGGAGCCCCUUGGUGGUCCCGUCUGUCCGGCAGGUUCAAUCUCCUGUUUUUAUCCCUGGUGUCUCUUUGGCGCUGACAUCAGAGAUCUCUCACCGUUUUCCCACAGAGGUGCCCUAUAAAACUAACAUGAACCCGCACAACUGCCAGUCAGCUCACUCAACCUCCACCUCUUACAAUUUUUUUUAUAUAGUUUUACACUAUAGUCAAAUACAGUUUGCUUAAAGGAACAGUUCACCCAAAGAAGAAAAGUAAAAUAAAUAUAAUUAAAUAAUAAGAAUUACAAUUAUUUACAAUUUUAGACUGAAAACCUCUUUUAUUUAUCUUAUAAGAUUAAUUUAACAGAUAAAGAUACAGAUAAAACUGCAUCUUUAAAGUUUUAUCAUUGAUUAUAUUGGACGUUGUCGGUGAAACUGUUUGUCAACUAGUCAUUCAUCAAUAUUUCCAACCACAUCAACUUCAUCAUUUCAAUAAGAUGAGUAAAAGUAGACCACAUGAAUGUUUUCCCACUGUUGCACUGAUCAGCAUCAUUGAACAAUGUUACAGUCUUUAUACUAAUUGUUUUGAGUGACCUCUACUGGUCAUGUUUAAAACCCUUUUACAAGAAUUUGCAAAAAUUCUUUAUUUACUUUCAUUCCUUUAACUUAAUUUUCCAUUUAACUUCUGGAAAACAAAAUUACGGUUUAAAUAGAGAAUGUGGUGGUCUUUCUUUCCCAUGCAAGGGAAUUGGUACUGGAUCUUUCAAACAUUCAAGGAAGAAAAAGAACCAUUCAGUUAUCAGAAAGGUUGUCAAGCUGUCCUUUCAACUAGUGUGCUAAAAAUCUUCUAAAGCUGUACAGUAGAUUUGAUCUCCUGUUUUUGGUGCAUUCAGGAGAUUUCUUGAAUAAACUUGUGAUGUCGUGAAAGAAUCAUCCAGACAAUGAUUCGUUCACAAAUUGGAUCGUUUUUUAUCUUUCCCGCAUAGACACUUAUUUGCAUGAUAAGUGAUGAUCUUGAUGACACAUCUGCUGCUGUGUUCUUGCUUGCUGUUCUUCCGUAAAACAACACAAGUUAUAACACAUUUUACAGAAUGACUUAUUUGCAAGACAAUCUCUUAUAUAAGAUCACUUAUUUUACUCUUGGCAUACAUGCAGAUGCAGUCUCAUUGUGUAUUGCGAAUCAUAACUAUGCAUGACAAACUUUACAGCCAUUUGUAGAAAGCCACUUCACUGUAUUCUUAAUAAAAGCGAUACAAUGGCCAGAAAAAGAUGCAUAUAACCCAUCAAAAUACUGCUUGAAUAUCUUGCACACUAAAAGUCAUUUGCCUAGAAUAGCACAAACAAAAUAAUAAGCUUUAUUAAUUAAAUAUGUACAUAUGUGAUAUUAUUUGCUUAUAUUGAACAAAACCUUUUUAUUUGAGCCCAUGCUUAAUCUUGUUUGCUGUUUGGUUUACAUAAGGCACAUUUUUAAAUCAAGUUAUAUGGUUUGAAAAGCAACAUGCAAGCUUUAAAGCACAAUAACAGGACCACUAAAACAAGCUCUUCCUAAUGAGAAAUAUGCUUGAUGUUCUUCCAGGUGAUUUGUACAGUCAAGAACAAUGUCUUUGGGUCUUCAAAGUAGAUUUGAAUUGCUGAUUGUUUAUUUUAAUAGAUAUUUAUGUUGUUCUGCACCACAGAUUACUGUUCUGUAUGCCACACUGGAGGAAAGAGGAAGACAAUAACAAAGGUCUAUCACAGAAUAAAGGGAAAUCAAUAUGAUUGCACUAUUUUAUCCUUUGGUUUGAUUUACGAUGCAAUAAAUGCACUGUAAGUGUGUAAACCAUCUUCCAAUACAGUUAUUUGUAACAUUGUACUAAUGUGACAACACUGACCCAGCACUAAGUUCUGAUAAAAGACAAAAUUGAAAAGUACCUGAUGCUGAACAGAAUAUUUUGUGCUUCUGAGAA